AGCCGGAGAUGACGCGCUCCGGGGCGGGCCCAGUGACGCACCAGGACGCGGCGGUGGCGGCCCGGGACCGGCGGGAUCAGCAUGGGGAAGCAGAAGAAGGCGCGGAAGUACGCGGUCAUGAAGCGCAUGAUCAGCCUCCGGGACGAGCGCCUUAAAGAGAAGGAUCGCGCAAAAGCCCCCGUGAAGAAGAAGGAGGACCCGAGUGCCAUCAAGGAGCGGGAGGUCCCCCAGCAUCCCUCUUGCUUGUUCUUCCAAUAUAAUACACAGCUGGGUCCCCCUUACCACAUCCUGGUUGACACUAACUUCAUCAACUUCUCCAUCAAGGCCAAACUGGACCUAGUGCAGUCGAUGAUGGACUGUCUCUAUGCCAAGUGUAUUCCAUGUAUCACAGAUUGUGUGAUGGGUGAAAUCGAGAAGCUAGGACAGAAGUACCGUGUGGCAUUAAGAAUUGCCAAGGACCCUCGGUUUGAACGCUUGCCAUGUAUGCACAAAGGAACCUACGCCGAUGACUGCUUGGUGCAGAGAGUCACUCAGCACAAAUGUUACAUUGUGGCCACAGUGGAUAAAGAGCUCAAGCGGAGAAUACGAAAAAUCCCUGGAGUGCCCAUAAUGUAUAUUUCCAGGCACAGGUACAAUAUUGAGAGGAUGCCAGAUGACUAUGGAGCUCCCCGAUUCUAACCUGUCCAGUCAAGCCAUCAAUGCCCGGACUGUGAGCCAGGAUAAGGAUCCUUCUGAUUCUACCCUCCUCCUUUCUUCUUUUGGUGGAACUCUGCUCAUAGGACUGUGGAUAACACCAAACUGACUGCUUAACCUUGUUUUUUAAGAAAAAGCUAUUUUGAAGAGUCUGGUUUUAUUCAUCUAUCUUCUGCCUUGGUCUGAUUACCUGCAGCUGGGAGAAGCAUAUGGGAAACAGAGGGCAGCAGGACCAGGAAUGUGCCUAGCUGUGCAUUGGGACCAUUGGAAAACGUGAUUUCAGCAUUCUGAAUGAAAUACUGCUCAUGCAGCUCUUACUGAGAAUGAAACCACAGGAGAUUUUAAAAGUUUCUUACUGCUGCACCUGGAGUAUACCUGGGACAGGUAUUCCUUUGGGAAGCUACCUCACACCUGUUCAGUCAAAUCAGAACAUGCAUUCUGCAGAGAAGACAUCAGAUCUGCACCAGUUGGUGGCUUUCUCUGGAAAAGCAGUCUAGAUUUUCAUUCAGAAUUGAUAGGCUUUUAUUCAACUGCACAGUGAAUGAAGUUUGUUUAAGUGUC
Molecule: messenger RNA, 1254 nt
Organism: Passer domesticus (house sparrow)
Lineage: Eukaryota; Metazoa; Chordata; Aves; Passeriformes; Passeridae
Gene: FCF1
Product: FCF1 rRNA-processing protein
Exons: 8
Coding region: 82-678 (198 amino acids)
Cellular component (GO): nucleolus; small-subunit processome
Source: RefSeq, a predicted model, not a curated record